Messenger RNA from Hippocampus zosterae (dwarf seahorse), 1825 nucleotides. RefSeq names its product fatty acid amide hydrolase 2b (gene faah2b). The record is from RefSeq and is a predicted model, not a curated record. The transcript is spliced from 11 exons. NCBI's taxonomy places the organism in Eukaryota, Metazoa, Chordata, Actinopteri, Syngnathiformes, Syngnathidae. Bases 218 to 1825 code for a protein of 535 amino acids.
CGAGGUCAGCCCCCGGGCUUCGAAAUCCAGCCCCGGAUAUUUUAUUUUGUAAACGCUCUUACUUUUAUUGCACUAAUUCCGGUCGUGCGUGCACUCAGCGACGCUGAGUGACGUCACGAGCCAUCGCCACACUCAACGCUGAUUGGCCCGUUAACUUAAUUCCUAACGUCGUGCUGCCAAGUAGGCUUGAAGCCGGUCGGACUUGACUAUUGUCAACAUGGCUCUGAGUGGCGUUGAACAGAUUCAGAAACUGCUCUUCGACGCCUUCUUGGCCGUCUGCUACAUUUUGUAUCGUUUCUUGUGUGCGCGGCCUACCGAAAUCAAGAGAAAGCUCCCUCCGGUCAGCAACCCGCUCCUGGCCGUGUCAGCGACGCAACUCGCCGGGAGGAUCCGACGACGAGAGGUGUCCAGUGUGGAGGUGGUGCAGGCUUACAUUGACCGGAUCCAGCAAGUCAACCCCCUGCUGAACGCAAUGGUCAAAGACAGGUUUUCCGCUGCGCUCCAGGAAGCGGCGCAGGUCGACAAGUUGAUUGACGAGGAACCGGGAGGCGAGGAGGUGCUGGCCGAUCGGCUGCCUUUCCUCGGCGUGCCUCUCUCCGUCAAAGAGUCCUUCGGUCUCCAAGGCAUGCCCCACACCAGUGGCAUCGUGUCCAGGCGAGGAGUGUUGGCGGCGGCCGACGCGCCGCCCGUGGCCCUGCUCAAGAGGGCGGGCGCCAUCCCGCUGGGCGUCACCAACACCAGCGAGGGCUGCAUGUGGGCCGAGUCGCACAACCACCUGUACGGCAUCACCAGCAACCCCUACGACCUGGAAAGGAUGCCGGGAGGGAGCUCGGGUGGCGAGGGCAGCUUGCUGGCGGCAGCCGGCGCCGUCAUUGGACUGGGCUCCGACAUCGGCGGCAGCAUCCGCAUGCCGUGCUUCUUCAAUGGAGUGUUUGGCCAUAAAACCACACCCGGCGUGGUGUCCAACGACAACCAGUACCCGCCGUACUCGGGGAGACACGAAGAGUACGCCAGCGCGGGGCCCAUGUGCCGCUACGCCGAGGACCUGCUGCCCAUGUUGAAAAUCAUGGCGGGGCCAAACGCGCCCAUGUUGUCCCUGAACGAGAAGGUGGAGCUCAAAAAGUUGCGUUUUUUUACCGUCCCCGACGACGGCGGCUCUCCCCUGGUGUCCCCGGUCAGCAAAGAACUCAGAGAAAUCCAGAAACGGGUGGCGGAGCGUCUCGAAGCGGACCUGGGCGUGUCGGUCCAAGAAGUGCGCUUCCCCGAGCUGCGCUACGGCUUCCGCAUCUGGGACGCCUACAUGUCGCUUCCGGACAAAGAGGGCAAGCCUCCGGUCCCGAUGACCGAGCAGUUCGGGGAGCCGGGCCGGCCCAUGUGGCCCGUGUGGGAGGCGCUGAAAAGACUUCUGGGAAAAUCCGACCAUACCGUCGCCGCCAUUGGCGUGUCCAUUUUGGAGAACACGUCAUGGUCCAGACCAUCCGCCUUCCUCGUCGGGUUGAAGGAGAAGCUGCAGAAGGACGUGGAGGAGCUGCUGGGGAGCGACGGCGUGCUUCUUUACCCGUCGCAUCCCAGGGUGGCCCCCAAGCACCACCAUGCGCUUUUUCGACCCUUUGACUUUGCCUACACGGGCAUCAUCAAUAUCCUGGGUCUGCCGGUCACCCAGUGCCCUUUGGGGCUGAACGGGGAGGGUCUCCCCAUGGGCGUGCAGGUGGUGAGCGGGAAGCUGCAGGAUCGGCUGCCUCUGGCCGUGGCCCGCUACCUGGAGAAGGCCUUCGGAGGCUGGAGGGAGCCUCCGACUGACAUCCGCAGGAUGAAGAUGGUGUAG